Messenger RNA from Capsella rubella, 1221 nucleotides. RefSeq lists its product as uncharacterized. Bases 77 to 1210 code for a protein of 377 amino acids. The transcript is spliced from 3 exons. The record is from RefSeq and is a predicted model, not a curated record. NCBI's taxonomy places the organism in Eukaryota, Viridiplantae, Streptophyta, Magnoliopsida, Brassicales, Brassicaceae.
AUCUCCGGGAAUUGACUUGUCAAAAGCGCGUGCAGUGCACAUCAUCUUUACUGUUGUUUGUUCACGCUAAAAGACCAUGAAGGUGAAGUCAUCAUCUUCGUCUCCUUCGCUCCCACUCGGCUCAAAGACUCACUCUUUCGGCUGUAUCUCUCUCAUUCUUGAUAGAUUUCUCUGUUCCGGCUCCUCUUCUACCUGCCCAUAUGGUCGAAUCACUGAACCCUGUUUCGAGUCUCGUGAUUUCGUCUCUGAACCACUCAGAGUCAGAGGAGAUGAGCCGGGAGCUGUGGCGAGGCUCAUGGGUUUGGACUCGAUUCCAGUUACUGAUAGAGCCAGAGUCGUCUCAAGGAGCCGUUCAGUGAACUCUGCUGGUUAUAUGAAGAGGGACGAUGAUACGGUUCAGGGGAAGCAUAGAAGAGUUAAGUCCACUCUUGAUUCGUACCAGUUUCCUGAGUAUGUUGAGCUUGAAGAUGAUAAGUUCUUCAUUCUCAGCUUCGAGAAGGAUAAAACUGAGAAGAAGGGUUUUGGAGAAUUGAAGCAGCCGGAAGAAAGAAAAUGUAAGAAGAGACGAGAAACCAGAGAGAAUCAAACACACAUAGAGGGUAAAGAGAACAACAUCAAUGCAAUGAACGUUUCUCCAGGACGCCAUAGGUUUGAGAUUGGAGAAUUGAAUCAGCCUAGAAAGGAGAAACGUAAGAACAGAAGAAAAAGGAGAGCAAUUGAGUUGAGACAGAACAUCGAGACGGUGAAUUGCAUUAAGAGCAAUGAUUGUUGGUCUAGAGGUGGAGAUUCAGUCAGUUGUGAUGUGAGAUCAACAAAGGAAGAAGAAGACUGCAGAAGCUGCAAUGAUUCGAGCCCUGUCUCGGUUCUUGACUACGACUGGUUGGCUGGUGUUCGAGUAACUCCAUCAUCAGAGAAAACUUCGAGAAGACAAUUAUGUUCAGAACUCGAAUCCAGUAAGCAUAACGAAACGAUUCAAGAAGAUUACAUGACAUUGACCAGUAGAUCAAGAGAGUCGAAAGUCCGAGGUCAUAGCUACCAAGAAAUGUGGCUCAUGAUUUGCAAACUCACUGUAUCUGACCUUGACCAUUCGAAUUGGGGUUACGGAAAAGCUUCAAAUUUCGAAGUUUUGGAAGGAAUCAUAAGCGAAGAUAUCUUAGAUCAACUCUUGGUAGAAAUAAUUACAACACUUUCCCUAACUUCUCAAGUGUAAAAACAAUUAUG